Porites lobata is the source of this 792-nucleotide messenger RNA. NCBI's taxonomy places the organism in Eukaryota, Metazoa, Cnidaria, Anthozoa, Scleractinia, Poritidae. The record is from the annotation of a GenBank genome assembly.
AUGCAGUUGUCCAGCUACGAAAAUCUUACCCAAGACAAUAUUAUCUUUAAAGAAGCCAAAGAAUUUAAAGUCAAAGAUAGCAAAAUUAAAUACAAGCGUAUCCCAAUUGAAAUCAAAUAUUCGAAUGGAAAGAAAGGACCACUUGUAAUCGAAACCCCAUUUCUUUUUAGCUUUGGUGUUAGCGAAAAGAAAAAUCAAGAAACAAAAAAGUUAGUAGGCUAUAGUAUACCAGUAUGUCUUUGGGCUAAAGAUAGCGAACCAAAUAACAAAGAAAAAUCAUUUUUGGAAGUUAUUAAUAACAUAACAUCUCUUUCUCAAAAAUAUUUAGAGAAUGAAUAUGGACCAGAUUUAGCUUCGUCUCUUACUUCACCGUUAUAUUACAAACAGGAAGAAUACACUGAUAAAAAAGGAAAGAAGAAAACAAGAAAUGACCCCUCAUCUGCACCGGUUUUUAAUGCGAAACUUAUUUAUUCGGAAAAAUCAAAGAAAAUUUUAUCUUUGUUUAAGGGAAAGGGAGGUAAAGAUUUAAAUCCUUUUAAAUAUAUCAAUCAGUACUGUAAUGUUAAAUUGGCUCUGAUAAUUGAAGGAAUCUUUAUAAGUAAAACCGUGACAUCUUUACAAAUAAAAGUACAUGAGUGCUAUGUCAAACCACUCAAACCUAGAGAGUCUUUACUAACAAUUGAAGAGGAAGAUGAAGAUGAAGAUGAAGAUGAAGAGCAAAGUGAUAACGAAGAAAUAACUGAUCAAGUGGUCGAAGAGUUAGUUAUUUCUGAUGAAGAAGAAAACGAGUAA